AUGGUUCGACUUACGCCCACAAAUUACAACAUGUGGAAGCCAAGGAUGGAAGAUUUUCUUAAUCUAAAAGAUUUAGCAGAGCCUAUAGAAAAUCAAGGUGUCAAACCUGACACGAAGACAAACGAAGUUUGGACGAGAAUAAACAAGAAAACGGUGGCACAAAUUCGACAGUGGAUCGACCACAGUGUUUUUCAUCAUGUCUCUCAAGAGACAGACGCAUACAAACUUUGGGAGAAGCUCGAGAAUAUGUAUCAAGCAAAGACGGCAUGCAACAAGACCUUGCUGAUGAGGCUCCUUAAUGAGGCGGAGGAAGAACUGGAGGUAGAGGUCAAGGUCGAGGCAGAGGCAGACAUAGUCAAAGUAGAGGAAGAUCUAAGGAUCGAGGGAAAUCACGAGAUCGAGGGAAAUCGCGAGAGCAAGCUCAAGUCAAUUCAGAAUCCAAGCAGGGAGAAUGGUGAAACCAUGGUCACCAUAACACAAGAUGUUGCCCUUGUUACAUACGAGGAAGAAGCAUGCCUACAUGUUGUAACUCCUGAUGAUGAGUGGGUGAUUGAUAGCGCUGCAUCAUAUCAUUCGACUCCAAACCGGGAUUUAUUCACUACUUAUAAACCCGGAGACCAUGGUACCGUAAAGAUGGGAAACACCAGUUUCUCAAGCAUUGCUGGUAUUGGUGAUGUGCAUUUAAAGACCAAUGUUGGAUGUACAUUGGUGUUGAAAGAUGUUUGGCAUGUCCCAGAGCUAAGAAUGAAUCUUAUCUCAGUUGGAGCUCUUGACGUCCAAGGAUAUGAUAAUCAAUUCGGAAGUUAUUAA
Molecule: messenger RNA, 810 nt
Organism: Lactuca sativa (garden lettuce)
Lineage: Eukaryota; Viridiplantae; Streptophyta; Magnoliopsida; Asterales; Asteraceae
Source: RefSeq, a predicted model, not a curated record